GAAAAAUAAUAAAUCAUAUAUACAGUAUAUAUAUAUAUAUAUAUUAUAUUCUAUAUAUAUAUAUCUUCACACACAUUUUGAUAAAACUUCUUUAGUCAAAAGAGAUUAUAAUGACAUCAAUAACACAUCAACAAUCCACAUUUCAUUAUAUUGAACUUACAACAUCAACAUCAACAUCUUCAUCUUCAUCAUCUCUUCUUUCCUCAACUUCUUCAGAUAAUGAGAAAAGUCCGAUUUGUAAAGUAACAAACUCUCCUUGUCUAGAAAAUUUUUCAUCAGAAAAACAACAAAGAAAAAGAAAGAGAAAGGCUCGUAACACAACAUAUUUACCUUCAUUAAAAUUACCGGAUUUUCCCGUUAAAACUCAAUGUCCAAAUUGUAAUAAAUAUGUUGUUACUCAUAUAAAUUAUAAAAACGGUACCUUUGUUUACGUUUUUGCCAUGGGCUUAUUUACUUUUACCGUUGUAUUAUUUUGGGUCCCAUUUUUUAUGGAUUGUUGUAAAGAUGUGACACAUUCUUGUCCAAAUUGCAAAAGUACCCUUGGAACAAGGAGAAGAAUCUGAUUUUAUAUUUUCCUUUUUACUUAAUUUAAUACCAAUCAAUAUCAAAGUAUUAUUUACAAAUUAAUCACUAAUACAUAAUAAUCUCGAAUUUUAUAUUAUAUUACCAUAAUUAUCCGAUUUUUUUCUUUAUCAAAAAAAAAAAAAAAA
Rhizophagus irregularis DAOM 181602=DAOM 197198 is the source of this 710-nucleotide messenger RNA. RefSeq lists its product as uncharacterized. Gene Ontology annotation, molecular function: zinc ion binding. NCBI's taxonomy places the organism in Eukaryota, Fungi, Glomeromycota, Glomeromycetes, Glomerales, Glomeraceae. The record is from RefSeq and is a predicted model, not a curated record.